AUGACGGUGAUGAUGAGCAGAGAUUUUGAUCCUACUAAAUCAGUCCUGCGUGGCGGAGAAAGUCACGGGUGUAGAUCCAAGAGGAGUCCGAGCAAGCACCUGCGGGCAAGGAGCAACGGGGUGGAAGCUGCUUUAAUCCCAUCGGCAGAAGCGGAUGCAUCUGGCCGCUGCGCACCACUGCACGAAUGCACCGCGGAGAAUUUCUCCGGUCAGCCACAUCUCCGGCUGCGGGAUGACAGGCUCCCUCAGCCGGCCUGCAGGAGGCAGAGUAGCCCGCAGCAGCAGCAGCAGUGGGAGUUAAACCAAGACAGGUUACAGAUCUACCCUUGGAUGAGAAACUCAGGUGUGGAUCGGAGACGCGGGAGACAGACCUACACUCGCCACCAGACGCUGGAGCUCGAGAAGGAGUUCCACUUCAACCGGUACCUCACUAGACGGCGGAGGAUGGAGGUGGCGCAUGCGCUAUGUCUCACCGAGCGGCAGGUCAAGAUUUGGUUCCAGAACCGGAGGAUGAAGUGGAAGAAGGAGAAAAGGGUGACCGGAACAGAGUACCCUACAGCGGGUUUACAGGCGGCCGAGGAGGAGGAGGAGGAGGAAGAAGAAGAAGAGGAGGAGGAAUAG
This is a messenger RNA of Sphaeramia orbicularis (orbiculate cardinalfish), 621 nucleotides long. RefSeq names its product homeobox B7a (gene hoxb7a). Gene Ontology annotation, biological process: anterior/posterior pattern specification; regulation of transcription by RNA polymerase II. Gene Ontology annotation, cellular component: nucleus. Gene Ontology annotation, molecular function: RNA polymerase II cis-regulatory region sequence-specific DNA binding; DNA-binding transcription factor activity, RNA polymerase II-specific. The coding region runs from base 1 to 621 and encodes 206 amino acids. The record is from RefSeq and is a predicted model, not a curated record. Lineage: Eukaryota; Metazoa; Chordata; Actinopteri; Kurtiformes; Apogonidae. The transcript has 4 exons.